Molecule: messenger RNA, 1423 nt
Organism: Striga asiatica
Lineage: Eukaryota; Viridiplantae; Streptophyta; Magnoliopsida; Lamiales; Orobanchaceae
Source: the annotation of a GenBank genome assembly
UCAACAUUUGCUUGCACGUCCUCUAUAAACCAACACUAUAGUCUAUUACCCACUUGUAUUAAUAUUAAUUCGGACCCAUCUUAAAAGGCUAAUAACAUUAACACCCAAUUAUCUCUCCCCCAAUCUCUCUCUCUCUUUCCGGAUAUACACACAAAACACAAGCACAUAAAUAUCAUUGGUAUUAUUAUUUAUCUUCGCAGCCAAAGCAGCUUCAGGACCAUGAGAAAUAGAUUCAGUAACCACCAAUUUGUUGCCGAGCCGGAAGAUUCCGACAACUCGCCGGAAAACAGCGCCGGAGACUCGCCGCGUUCCGCCGCGUCGGCUGAUGUCAAGAUCGCCUUCGCCUCUACUUCAUCUUCCAAAAGAGGUAGGAGGGCCCUACACAAGAGAGUGGUGUCAGUGCCAAUCAAAGACGUUGAAGGACUGAGGCUCAAAGGGGAUCAGACGAGUUCUCCGCCGUCCGAUUCAUGGGCCUGGCGAAAAUACGGCCAAAAGCCCAUUAAGGGUUCCCCAUAUCCCAGAGGAUACUAUAGGUGUAGUAGUUCAAAAGGAUGUCCGGCACGUAAGCAAGUUGAGAGAAGUAAAUUGGACUCUAAAAUGCUAUUGGUCACAUACUAUUGCGAGCACAACCACCCUUUUCCGGCCACUCGAAACACCCACCGGAGCUCUGGCGCCACCACCGCCGUAACUCCGGCUUCCGAUGAGGCAGAGCAAGAAGAAGAGGGGGAAGAAGAAGAGACUAAACCCGACAUUAAUUUGUCGAACAACAAACAAGAUCAACCUCUUCAUGAAAUAAUUAUGAAUUCGAAUUCGAGAUUUUCAGGUCUCGAUGACUCGCCGUUAGCCCAAUAUUCCGGCGAAUUUGGGUACUGGCUAAGUGAUUUUGACUGCGCUGGUGAUUUAUGCCCGAUGCUCGAAAGUCCAAUUUUGACUGACGAGACCGAGGUUUUCGCAAUGUCGGAGCAGGACGAGCCGCUUUUUGCCGAUCUCGGUGAGCUGCCGGAGUGCUCGGCGGUUUUCCGGCGGCGGUGGCCGUUGGGCGUGGCCGCCACAACCGGCUGAGGUGGCAUCUUGUUUUGUUUUGUUUGUCCUUAAUUUUCUAUAGGAAAUAGAUAUUUGGGUAUUGUAGGCCAUAAGAAUAAUAAGAUAACCUAGUUUCAUUUUUUUGGUUUUUGUUUGUUUUAUGAAGUAAUGAUUUUAUUACUUUUCCUUUUUUUGGAAUUUUUUUUUUUAAAUGUAAUUCUUGAAUUGAUUUUUCAACGUGUAGUGGUUAGAGAAUAUAAAUGAUUGGUUGGCGGGUUUGAUGUCGCGAUUGUCUUGUAAUUAGUGUGUUUGUCGAAAUCAACGUGUAGUGGUUAGAGAAUAUAAAUGAUUGGUUGGCGGGUUUGAUGUCGCGAUUGUCUUGUAAUUAGUGUGUUUGUCG